This is a messenger RNA of Mucor mucedo, 1833 nucleotides long. RefSeq lists its product as uncharacterized. NCBI's taxonomy places the organism in Eukaryota, Fungi, Mucoromycota, Mucoromycetes, Mucorales, Mucoraceae. Bases 1 to 1833 code for a protein of 610 amino acids. The record is from RefSeq and is a predicted model, not a curated record. The transcript is spliced from 5 exons.
AUGAUUCAUAUCCUUGACCAGACUCAUGGCGGUGAAAUAUAUCUAUUCCACAACGGCACUUUAGUUUGUUGGGGAUUGAAUGAAUUGCGGCAGGAAAUUUUUCUAAACGGACAUAUCAGAGCUGCGAGUAACGUGAUAGAAUCCAAGGAAAAUAUAGAAUAUAUCAUUGAUGAAGAUGAUUUCGAGAGCACAAUGGAUAAUUAUUUAUCUCAACUUAAUACAGAUAUUGAAAAGCUUAGCAAAAAACACCUGAAGACACAAUUAAUUUUUAUUCGUAGAAGAAUGCUUCAAGGGUCAAAUGACGGAUUUCUAGGAACACCUGAUUUUCAUUGGAUAAAACCUGAGCUGCAAGCCGUCCUCGCUAAAGGUGGCGGUGGUGGCAAAGGUGGAGGUGGAAGUAAAAGUGGAGGAGGCUCUACUGGCUCCACUGGUUCUACUGGUUCCACUGGUUCCACUGGCUCCACUGGCUCCACUGGCUCCACUGGCUCCACAGGCUCCACAGGGUCUUCCGGAGGAACUCCAGCAGGCGUUUCGUCAAAGGGAGGAACCGGUACAUUCUAUAAUGGGGCGCCCCCAGCUUAUUCUAAUACCAGAUCUACGUACAAUAACUAUCCGCAAUCAUAUUCUGGAGGUUAUUCAUCUACCUCUAGAUAUGGGCGUACCGGCAUGUAUAAUCCUGGAUUAAUGUACUUUGCCAUUAUGCCACCUUUCUUGUUUUUAGGCUAUCAUUCAGCAUAUCAUCGUUAUAAUCAAAAUACCGGUUAUUACUACGCACCUCAGCUUACCGAACAAGGCAGCAACACACAGAACGUUAUUAUUAACGGCACAGCGUAUUCGGGUAAAGAAGAUAAUUACAGAUAUGCAUUCAACAUUAGCACCAAUAAUCAGUACCCCAUGGCCGACCAUGCAUUUUAUUCUUCUUCGGAUCCCAAUGCUCAUCCUGCCGAUUUCGCUUACCGUUUGCAAUUGUCACAAAUUAUUGAAUUCGAUGAUGUCAACCAAAAUGGUUUUUACGACGCCAAUGAGCCCAUCCUAUCUGUCACCUCUCUUCAAAACUUAAACUGGCAGAACUUCCUUGUAUCAAAUAUCACAGUACCCAACAACAAUACACAAUCCUAUCUUCAGACGAGCACCUUUGCUAAUGUUACUUACAAUAAUACUUCACCUCUCAAUAGUACUGGAAAUCCAAAUUUCAGUGUGCGUAUCAACUACAGAGCGAGUAACCUGCAAUUAAAUACAACAGCUCCUAUUAUUAUGCAACCCAACUCUUUGGAAUAUGAUUUUGGUGUAGAAGGAUUCCCUAAUACCAUUGCUAAUAGUCAUCCUAAUGCCAGACUAGCAUUUGCUCAGGUCCUGUCGACUGAAGCUAACACACCUGUUGUAUUCGAUGUCAACAUGACAACACCAGUUGAUGUUGCUAACCAAAUCAAGACAAAUACCACUUACGGCAUUUCUAUUGGUGACUACACGCAAGGGCGUUUAGAAUUCCAACCCACUGUCAAUAUCUCAGAUGUCGGAACCAUCAACUCCUGGACCAAAAUCGAUUCUGUUGAAUUUGCUGGAAGUCCCUCUUACAGUGAUUGGAUUUAUGGUGCAGAUGCAUCAGGAGCCAAACGCGCUAACAAGCUAUUGUUCAUCACUGUUCCAGGUUAUGGUAAUAGCAACGAAACCAUUAGAGCUUCCUACUCUAGUUUCGGGUUCUUAGAUACCGAUGUGAUGAAUUCUUUAGCAAAUGGCGAGGAGCAAACAAGUUCUGCGGCUAGUAGUCACAGUAGUGGUAAGAUCAUAACUGUCUUAUUAGCUUCCUCAGCUGCAAUUUAUUUUGCCAUUUAA